AUGGGAAUAAGAUUCGUGCUAAUGGUGAACAAGCAAGGUCAGACCCGUCUUGCACAGUACUACGAAUACCUAAAUCUCGAAGAAAGGCGAGCUCUGGAAGGUGAAAUUGUCCGCAAAUGCCUAGCCCGUAACGAGCAGCAGUGUUCAUUUGUUGAGCAUCGAAAUUAUAAAGUGAUCUACAGGCGAUAUGCAUCACUGUUUUUCUUGGUUGGAGUCGACAAUGAAGAAAAUGAGCUUGCGGUUCUGGAAUUUAUUCACCUACUGGUUGAGACUAUGGAUCGCCACUUCGGAAAUGUGUGUGAGCUGGACAUCAUGUUUCAUCUAGAGAAAGCACACUUUAUGCUGGAGGAAAUGGUAAUGAAUGGUUGUAUUGUUGAGACCAGCAAGUCCAAUAUCCUCUCUCCAAUCCAGCUAAUGGACAAAGCAUCAUAG
Striga hermonthica is the source of this 432-nucleotide messenger RNA. The record is from the annotation of a GenBank genome assembly. Lineage: Eukaryota; Viridiplantae; Streptophyta; Magnoliopsida; Lamiales; Orobanchaceae.